This is a messenger RNA of Saccostrea echinata, 4847 nucleotides long. Its product is annotated as hemicentin-1-like. The record is from RefSeq and is a predicted model, not a curated record. Gene Ontology annotation, molecular function: calcium ion binding. NCBI's taxonomy places the organism in Eukaryota, Metazoa, Mollusca, Bivalvia, Ostreida, Ostreidae.
AUGCAUGGGAGUGGACAACGUCACAAAGAGACUACUUUAAUCAAGAAUUUUAAAAAAAUAUUUUCUUUCUUAAUAGGAGAAUGCAUCUCGAAGGGAGACCUAGUUUUUCUACUAGAUGAGUCUGGCAGUAUCGGAUCGCUAAACUUUGAACGAAUCAAGACAUUCGUCAGCUCCGUUGUAGGUCACUUCAAAGUAGGAAACAAUUCAAAUCAAUUCAAUGUAGUCAACUUUGCGUCCUCUUCUAGAGAAAUAUUUCCACUCAACAGAUAUGACACAGUGUCUGGCCUACAAUCUGCUAUAGCUUCCAUUUCAUUCAGAAGCGGGGGAACAAGCAUAGGAAGUGCCCUUGAUUAUGCCCGAAUGUAUUCCUUUAGUUCUUCCCGCGGAGCAAGAAAUGAUUCGGCAAAAAUUGCAGUUCUUAUCACCGAUGGACAAAGUUCCCUUUCAAACCAACCCGCCCAACUUAAAGCAAUCGGAGUCACGAUAUUUUGUGUCGGAGUAGGAACAGGCAUAAAUUCAGCUGUUCUCAGAUCGGUAGCCACUCACAACGACUACACGUAUCUGACCACGUUUGAUUUAUUGCCAUUGUUAACGAACGAAUUGUCUAACGGAACUUGCGCCGAUGACAUAAACGAUUGUUUAAGUGAACCUUGUCUUAAUGGAGGGACUUGUGAAGAUCAAUUCGGAAAAUAUGUGUGUCACUGUCUCGCCGGAAACACAGACCCUAACUGCUACGUCCCCGGCCUACCAAAUGUAACAUUAGGAUCCAGUCUUACAGUAUAUGUUGGGUCGUCCGCCAUACUCAAUUGUUACGUCUCAAGCACAACAACUAUCUCUUCUGUAACAUGGCACUACCAGAAAAACGGCAUCACUACCACUAUCAACAGUGGUAAUACAACUAAAUAUAGCGGCGGUACUGUAGGAACACCCUCUCUUACCGUAAAAAACGUUCAAGUUGAAGAUAUAGGAAACUAUAGAUGUUUGGCCCAAAACUCAGCAGGGAUAGGUCAAAGUGCAUCAAUGAUAUUUCUAGAUUUGCAACGAGGUUUUCCUGUUUUUUCCACGGUAAGUGCAAAUUACGCUGUCAAUGCUAGUGAUAGCGUGUCCCUGUCUUGCAAUUUUUCCUCCAGUUACCCUCCCGUUGUUGAAGUAAGUUGGUACAAAGAUGAUGUAGCGAUAAAUCCAGUGCCUAAUGAUAAAUACUCCGGCGGAACAAUUUAUUCUCCAAACCUCAACAUUACAAAUUUCCAGCGAGAAGAUCAAGGUUUUUAUCACUGUUCUGUGUACAAUCACUAUGGAUCCAGGAAUAGCUCGGACAUCGCAGUAUACUUAUUUGGAGAUGCACCUGCAAUACUAGUGGGAUCAAACAUCACUACUGGAUUUAGCUACACUGUCACUAUUCCUUGUCAAGUGUUUGGUUUCGGUGUCACUAGGGUUUUCUGGACAGUUCAACCCCAGGGCCAGGAAAACGAAACGGAAAUAGACGUAUCCUCAUCUAAAUAUUAUGGUUCUACUACAUAUUACCCGUCUUUAAGAAUAUACAGUUUUAGCCCAUCCGAUAUUGGUAACUACAGAUGUUAUGCAAACAGCUCUAACGGUAUUGGUUACAGUACACCAAUCAAUGUAAACAUAGUUGGGCGUUACAUUGUUCUGAACUCAACCUGGUACACUGUUAACAAGAGCGAAGAUGUCAUACUUUCCGUAUUUGUUUACGCCUCUCCAGAUCUUUUAAGUUUGACGUGGCAGAAGAGUUCUUUUUACUACUAUAAUUUUAAUAGCUUGAAUACAUCAGAUCACAAAUACGACGGUGGUACACUUGAUUCUCCGUCCCUCAUCAUUCGUAACGUUAGCACAGGGGAUGUUGGGUAUUAUCGUCUAAAUGUGUCUAACGCUGACGGCACAACUUUAAGUUCGAGCAUUUACGUAAAUGUUAUUGUUCGUUUACCUAUUAUAACAACAAAGCAGACAAACUUUUACUACAUCUAUUCGGAAACUAAUCUCACUUUUGAGGUUAAUAUCACAUCCGAGUUGCCCAUGGUUUCUGUCAGCUGGGAGAAACGCAGCAACUAUCCAUACACAUAUACCUUGAUUGAUACAACAGACAGCAGAUUCUCUGGUGGAUUGAUCAACGACCCCUCACUGACUAUUAAUAGUAUCCGUGGGGUAGAUGCUGGGUAUUUUAGGUUCAACGCUACAAAUAUAGAUGGUACAAGAAGCAUGACGUUUUAUUUGAGUUUAAAUCUCCGUUUGCCGUCAGUUACUACUGGAACAAGGAAUUUCUACAUGUAUUCUGGUGGAAAUGUCACAUUUGAAGUCAAUAUUACAUCAUUGACUACUUUAUUAUCGGUAAAAUGGGAAAAACGAAAUUCCUCCUACCCGUACAAUUACUAUACACUAAAUACGACCGAUGACGAAAGAUUUGAUGGUGGCCAAUUAGGAUCACCCGUUUUAGUCAUAAAAAAUGUAUUGGUUACAGACAAUGGAUAUUACAGAUGUGCAGUGGAAAACAGCGACGGUGUUAGAUAUAGCUCUAGCUUCUAUUUAUCAGUCACUCCGAGGCUUCCGUCAAUAUCAACGGGGACAAGGUAUUUCUACAUCCAGAGAGGGACGAACAUAACUCUUUCACUAAGCUACACAUCCGUUCUUAACGUCACGUCAGUAGUUUGGGAGAAAAGAAAUUUAUCCGUAUACACAUUUGAACCAAUCGAUGUCGUGAACGAUGGACGAUAUAUCGGAGGGACCAUCGACUCACCAUCACUUAAUAUUACUGGUAUAUCUUUGGAGGACGAUUACACGUAUUAUCGAUGUAAGGUUACAAACAUGGACGGAGAUAGAUACAGCAGCUUGUUCAGGAUAACUGUUACCCGAUAUCGACCAUCCAUAUCACUUUCCUCGAGAUAUUAUGUUUAUACGGGAGCAAACGUCACACUGCAGACAAGUAUCACAUCCUCCCUGCCAAUCACAAAUGUCACUUGGGAGAGAAGGAACAUCAGUACAUACAUAUAUGAAAUUAUUGAUUUAUCGUCAGAUAAUCGAUAUUCUGGCGGCGAUAUUAUUUUACCAUCGCUGACUAUAACAGAUAUCAAUGUAAAUGAUGAAACUUAUUUUCGUGUUAGCGCCACAAACGAUGAUGGUACAACAACGAGAUCAGUUUACAUUGAUGUUCUGUUACGUCCACCAUCCAUUUUACUAAAAUCUAGUUAUAGCAUUGAUUCCGAUGAAAACCUUACGCUUGAAACAAAUAUAACGUCCUUUCUGCCAAUCACUAACGUUACAUGGGAGAGAAGAAACUCCAGCACAUACGUCUACGAAGUUAUCAACAUACUCUCUGAUAAUCGGUAUACUGGUGGAAGUAAUCUAUCACCAUCACUGACGAUUAUAGACGUGAAUCUAAAGGAUGAAACAUAUUUUCGUGUCAGAGCUACAAACAACGAUGGGACAACAACGAGAACAGUUUACGUCGACGUCGUUCCACGUCUUCCAAAUAUCGUAGAAGGUACAACAUCCUUUGUCACAUGGAAAUGGGUUAAUAUUACACUUGAUAUAAACAUAACGUCAUAUCUACCCUUAAUCGCGGUUUCAUGGGAAUAUACGAUGAACUCUUUUUUGAAUAGUGCGUAUUCGCCGCUUAAUAUUACAUCCGUUUCGAGAUACUCUGGAGGAACAUUGUCAUCUCCAUCUCUAACAAUACAAAAUGUGACCAACACUGACGAUGGAUACUAUAGAUGUGCCGUGACUAAUCGUGAUGGAACAUCAACAAGCUCCUCCUUUAAUAUAAGAAUUGAAACUACUCUUCCGGUGAUAUCAGUUGGGAAAACGUCUAUUACAGUCAAAGCAAGGUCUAACACAACCCUCCACAUCAAUUACACUUCCGGACCGGAAAUGAAGUCAGUCACCUGGGAAAAACGAAGUAUUACCUAUCCCUUUACAUUUCAUGCAGUAAAUAUUACCGACAAUGAUCGAUACAAUGGCGGUUCCAUCGAUAGACCAUAUCUGGAAAUAGUCCAUGCAGUGGUGGAAGACAGUGGUUAUUAUCGAUGUAACGUUGUCAACAACGAUGGGAUGUCAACAACUCCUUUGUUUAACAUCAAUGUUCAAAAACAGAUGGCUACUUUAAAUGUUCCUGUCACAUCAUACACAGUAAAUGAAGGUGACAAUCUUACCUUGACUGUGAUGUUGUCUGACACAGAGAAUAACUCGACAAUAGUAUGGGAGAAGCAAGGUAUCGAUGAUUCAUCGUUCACUAAAAUCGACAUGUCAAACAAGAAGUACGAAGGAGGGUCUAUUGCAUCUCCUUCUUUAUCUUUAUUUAACAUCACUAACGACGACUCUGGAUAUUAUCGAUGUAAGGUCACUAACAUAGAUGGAACAACGACAAGCACAUCAAUACAAGUCAACUUGAAAACUUCAUCUGAAGAAUCUGGUUGUGACAAGCUGAGCUGCGGGGGUCUGAGAGAAUGUGUAUAUCAUAACAACAAACCCACGUGUUCUGUGGUGACGUGGAAAGCAGCGGCUGCUGGUGUUGCUGGUGCUGUAGGGGCAGUUGCCACAAUAAGUGUUGGUGUGGCUGCGAUGAAGUCUCUGGCAGCUGCCAAGUCGGUAAGUCCACUGAAUAUGAAUAGUCCUGGAAAUUCUCAAGCCUCAAAUACGAAUUCAAAAGCGGAAAAUUCAAAGGCUGAAAAUGAAAAGAGUAAGCAGAACAAGAAGAAUAAUGGAAACCAAAAGGAGACCCAACAAAACAACCAUAACAGUGAAAAUGACAUGCCAGAGCCCCAGUACACAGGCCAGUGCCAAGGAGUUAUAACAUCAAUGCCCCCGCCCAGCACGUAGUUUACAAUGGUUAUCAU